AUGUUCAAGUCACAAUUCGCCAGAAACUCGGUGAGACUUUUCGCCACAAAGAAACAGCCCUCCAUUGGACGUUACACUGGUAAGCCAGACCCAGCCACCGGUAAGUACACUGUUUCCUUCAUCGAAGGUGAUGGUGUGGGUCCAGAAAUCUCCCAGGCUGUCAAGGACGUUUUCGUUGCUGCCAAAGCUCCUAUUCAGUGGGAAUCCUGUGAUGUGAGCCCUCUAUUUAUCAACGGUCUCACCACCAUUCCCCAGCCCGCCCAGGACUCCAUCAACAAGAACUUGAUUGCUUUGAAGGGUCCAUUGGCCACUCCAAUCGGUAAAGGUCACAGAUCUUUGAACUUGACUUUGCGUAAGACUUUUGGUCUAUUUGCCAACGUUCGUCCAGCUAAGUCCGUAGAAGGAUACAAGACUGCUUACGACGAUGUUGAUUUGGUCUUGAUCAGAGAAAACACCGAGGGUGAAUACUCUGGUAUCGAACACGUCGUCUCCCCAGGUGUCGUGCAAUCUAUCAAACUAAUUACGCAAGAUGCUUCUGAGCGUGUCAUCAGAUAUGCCUUUGAAUACGCUAGAGCUGUUGGUAGACCAAAGGUUCUAGUUGUCCACAAAUCCACUAUCCAGAGACUAGCGGACGGUCUUUUCGUUAAAGUUGCCAACGAUCUGUCCAAAGAAUAUCCUGACGUUGAAUUGCAGACGGAAAUUCUAGACAAAACCGUUUUGAACGUCGUUAGAGACCCAUCGCUGUAUAAGGAUACCGUCGCUGUCUGCCCUAACUUGUACGGUGACAUUUUGUCCGACUUGAACUCUGGUCUAAGUGCCGGCUCUCUAGGUUUGACUCCUUCCGCUAACAUUGGUCACCAAGUCUCCAUCUUCGAAGCCGUUCACGGCUCCGCUCCAGACAUUGCUGGUCAAAACAAGGCUAAUCCAACUGCCCUAUUGUUGUCCUCUGUUAUGAUGUUGAACCACAUGGGUUUGGUCGAGUACGCUGACAAGAUCGAAAAAGCUGUCUUCACUGCUAUCGCCUCUGCCCCAGAAAACAGAACUGCCGACUUGGGUGGUAGCGCUUCUACUUCCUCUUUCGCUGAAGCUGUCAUCAGCAGAUUGUGA
Lachancea dasiensis is the source of this 1107-nucleotide messenger RNA. NCBI's taxonomy places the organism in Eukaryota, Fungi, Ascomycota, Saccharomycetes, Saccharomycetales, Saccharomycetaceae. The record is from the annotation of a GenBank genome assembly.